CAUCCGUCAGUUUUCUGUUUGUUCUGUUUAAACGGUGACAGUCGCUGUGUUGAACGUUAGCCGUUAGUUUGGUUGCUGUUAGCAUUAAGAUGGUGGCUCCCGUCCCGGCGCACAGCCCCUUAGCUCUGCAUAUUUAACAGCGGCUCACAGCCUCCACAGUUGUCCCUCACAUCGGUGCAUGGAGCAGCCGCGCAGGGCACUCACUCGCCGCUGGAUCUAUGUGUGUUAGGCUAAGCAGCUACCGGCGGCUUUUUACCGACUCCGCGCAGAGUUCACCGGCUAAAAUAUCGGACUGUUCGAUGCAGUCUGCAAUCUAGCAACAGUGCCGCGGUCCGUCUCUGAACCACUGGUUGAAUCUGUGCUAGAAGCCGGUUCUUAAGUCCGGGUCUGUAACGGAAGCCGGUUCGUCGGUAUCUAAUAAACGUUACCGGCCCCGGGUCAGACGCUGAUCACUGCCCUGAGAGUUAGCCCAGGCUAGUUAGCCACGGAGCUAGUUAGCGGGCUAACGCUAAGCCCGUGCUGUUAGCGAGCGGGAGACAAUUAAAAAAUUUGACACCACUUUGGGCUGAACGUGGAUUUUUCUCCCUCAUUAAGGACCUGGAGGAGGGGAUCCGGACACCGGCGUCAUGGCAUCUGAAACGGCGACCCUCCCGGUGCAGCAGCCCCGCUGGAAGCGUAUUGGGGGCUGGACCGGCCCGGUGCCGCGGCCCCGGCACGGUCACCGAGCUGUGGCCAUUAAGGAGUUGAUGGUGGUGUUCGGCGGAGGGAACGAGGGGAUCGUGGAUGAGCUUCACGUUUACAACACAGCCACCAACCAGUGGUUCAUCCCUGCGGUCCGCGGUGACAUCCCCCCCGGCUGUGCCUCCUACGGCUUCGUGUGUGAUGGGACGAGGCUGCUGGUGUUCGGAGGGAUGGUGGAGUACGGUAAAUACAGCAACGACCUGUACGAGCUGCAGGUGAGUCGUUGGGAGUGGAAACGUCUGAAGGCCAAAGCUCCGAAGAGCGGCCCGCCCCCCUGCCCUCGCCUCGGACAUAGCUUCUCUCUGAUUGGAAGCUGCUGCUACCUGUUUGGAGGACUGGCCAAUGACAGCGAGGACCCCAAGAACAACAUCCCCAGGUACCUGAAUGAUCUGUACUGUUUUGAGCUGCGUCCGGGCUCCAGUGUGGUCGGCUGGGAAAUCCCAGUGACGCUGGGUCAGCCUCCGCCCCCCAGAGAGAGUCACACGGCCGUGGUGGCGAGUGGCCGCAGAGCUAGCAGACUGUUCAUCUACGGAGGGAUGAGCGGCUGCAGACUGGGAGAUCUGUGGGUCCUCGACAUAGACUCUCUGACCUGGAGUAAACCAGCCCUCAGUGGAACCGCCCCCCUCCCCCGCAGCCUGCACUCUGCCACCGCCAUCAACAACAGGAUGUAUGUGUUUGGAGGUUGGGUUCCUCUGGUGAUGGAUGAUGUUAAAGUGGCGAGUCAUGAGAAGGAGUGGAAGUGUACCAACACACUGGGCUGCCUCAACCUGGACACCAUGUGCUGGGAGACGGUCCUGAUGGACAGUCUGGAGGAGAACGUCCCCAGAGCUCGAGCGGGUCACUGCAGCGUGGCCAUCAACUCCAGACUCUACAUCUGGAGCGGCAGAGAUGGAUACAGGAAGGCCUGGAACAACCAGGUGUGCUGCAAGGACCUCUGGUACCUGGAGACAGAGCGUCCUUGUGCUCCCUCCCGGGUGCAGCUGGUCCGGGCCAACACGUCAUCUCUGGAGGUGAGCUGGGGGCCGUCGCAGACCGCGGACACUUACCUGCUGCAGCUGCAGAAGUACGAUAUUCCUGCUACACCUGCGACCACCUCACCUGCCUCCAGCUCCGUCCCCACGGCCACACCUAUCGCCGUGGCACCAGUCAACCAGGCCGUCCCGCUGUCUGGCAUCACGCAGGUCCCCUCCCCCACUGCCUCAGCACCUGGAAGCCCAUCUGCAGCUGCUGCCAAAGCAUCAGCUGUCCUGAAGGUGGCAGCAGCUCCAAGUGAAGGGGGUGGAGUAUCCAUCAUCACAGUGAGACAGGCCACACCCAUAUUCCCAGCUGCUGCUCCAACACUUCCUGCAGGUGUCCGUAUGAUGGUACCUGCUUGGGCUGGACAGGGGACGCCAGUAGGCGGCAGUCCUCAGAUGAGUGGCAUGGCGGCAUUGGCAGCUGCAGCAACUCAGAAGAUCCCUCCGUCUUCGACGACAGCGAUGAAUGUCCUUGCGGGAGCCACGACUGUGAAGACGGUGGCUGUCAGUGCGGGAUCCAGCAGUCUGCCGGUCCAAGUGUCCGCUCCUGUCGCCAUGGUGAGCAACCCGGCCGCUCGGAUGUUAAAGACAGCUGCUUCACAGGGGGGUGGAGACUCAGCAGUCUCUACAUCCGGGACCCCCAGCAGACCGAUCAUCGCUGUCCAUAAGUCGGGCACGGUGACAGUCUCCCAGCAGACUCAGGUGGUCACCACAGUGGUGGGUGGAGUCACAAAGACCAUCACUCUCGUUAGCAGUCCACUCAGCGUGGGAGGAGGCGGGGCUCUGAUCAGCAACCUGGGCAAGGUGGUGACUAAACCAGUUCAGAGUGGAGCAGUUACUGGUCAGGCUGGGAGCAGUCCCAUCACCCAGAUCAUCCAGACAAAGGGCGCUCUCCCAGCAGGAACCAUCCUGAAGCUGGUGACGUCAGCAGACGGUAAACAGACUACACUGACCAAACCCACCAUCCGGGGCGUCGCCCCAGCAGCCUCCAAACCUGGAACUACCAUCAUCAAGACCAUCCCAGUGUCUGCUCUGCAGGGGGGGUCAGGUGGUAACAGCCCAAUCACCAUCCUGACCACCAAGGUGGUGACUCCUGGAGCUGUAGGAAAGAUCAUCACCACUGUCCCCAAAAUCACUGCAGGUGUUCAGCAGGGGGUCACACAGGUUUUGUUGAAAGGGGAUCCAGGUACACCUGGUACCAUCCUCAGAACCGUCCCGAUGAGUGGAGUCAGACUGGUGUCACCGGGAGCUGUCAGCUCCAAGCCCACCAUCACUACGCUGGUCGUCAAGGCAAACACAGGUGUGUCCAGUCUGGGGACAGUAACGGGAAGUGUCUCCACCACAGUGGCAGGUGGAGCUGUCGCUGCUGCCAGUGCCUCCCUGGCAACACCCAUCACCACCCUGGCAACCAUUGUUACACUGGCCGGCCAGGUUACCAAGGCAACCUCUGCUGUGGCAGGACCCAAGCAGGUGACUCUGAUCACGACUCCCAGUGGAGCAGAGGCUCAGCCACUGGUCCAGGAUCUACCCAUCUCCAUCAUGGCUUCUCCUACCUCAGAGGAGUCUGCAAGUACUGCUACUACUACUGCUACUGCUACAGAAGGAGAGGCUGGAGACACGUCAGGUGCUACAGUGACGCUAGUCUGCUCCAACCCGCCCUGUGAGACUCACGACACCGGCACCACCAACACCGCCACCAUCUCCCCCGCCAGCAUGAGUGGAGAGCUGCAGGUGAGCUCUCUCCAGCCUUCAGCUCAGCAGGCUCCUCCUCCACCUGCUGUCACUCUGAACGGGAGAAACACCUGCUCAAACCCACCGUGUGAGACUCAUGAGACAGGAACCACCAACACUGCUACCACAGCUACAGCUCAGCAGGGUGGAGAUGGUCUGCAGGGACACUCCACGGACCCCACCUCCUUCUCUGACCUCACCUCCUCCACCACAGCCAGUCAGAGCAGAGCUGUUACCAUGGUUACACAGGCUACGCCCACACCUGGACCAUCCAUACCUGAGGUCUCUUCAUUGGUUGGAGAGGACAGGGCGGAGGCACAGGCUGUCACUAUGGUGACAGCAGCUGCAGAGGAAGGGGAGGAGUCUGUGCAGACAGACAGCCAAUCAGAGGCUGUGAUGUCACCAGCAGCAUCGAUGUUGCAGGUUCAUGUGGAGGGCAGCGACGUAGCAGCACAGGUGGGGACUCCAGACAGUGAUGUUCCUCAGGAGCUGAUGUCAUCAGAAGGGGACAGAGGCGAGGUGGUCUCCGGGACAACAACCCUCAUGGUGACAACGGGGCUGACCCCUGAUCAGCUGGUUGCUACCAUGGUAACAGAGGAUGCAGCUCAGCAGGCGACAAUACACGCAGUGCUGCAGGCAGGACACGGUGAAGCAGAGGGGUCGGCGGAGCGGCCCGUCCCCAUUGUCCUGACGCAGCAGGAACUGGCAGCUCCGGUCCAAUGGUGGCAGCAGCUGCGGGACGUCCCCGACCAACCGGAACCAGCAGAAGCGGAACCGCAGCACGGCCACGUGCCCACAGAGGGCCUUGCUCCAGCAGACAGCCUCAAUGAUCCUGCAGCAGAGAGUAACGGGCAUGAGCUGACAUCAUUGGCGGUAACGAGCGCUGUCGCCCGAUUGGCCAGCACAUUCAGCCCCACCCCUCCUCUGGCAGCCGGUCCGGCUAAGAUUCAGGUUGUGACUGAGACGACCAAUGGCAUCGCAGCAGCUGCAGGGCAGGCCGUCCAGGUGAAGUCUUCGGUGACGGACAGUCGGUGGUGUGAUGUCGGCGUUGUCAAGGUUACGAACAUGGUGGUCUCUCAUUUCUACGUCCCGUACGAGGACGACAUGGCCGACCAGGACGACUCAGGUGUGGUACCUGACUACAGUAAGAUGAGGAGGGUGGAGCUGCAGCCGGGGACGGCCUAUAAGUUUCGUGUUGCUGGGAUCAAUAUCUGUGGCCGCGGAGCGUUCUCCGAGGUGUUGGCAUUCAAAACGUGCCUGCCUGGCUUCCCUGGAGCGCCCUGCGCCAUCAGGAUCAGCAAGGACGUGGGCGGAGCUCAGCUGACCUGGGAGCCUCCUGCCGUCACAUCAGGGAAGAUCACAGAGUACUCAGUGUACCUGGCCAUCCGGUCCAGCCGGGCCACCUCCAGCGGUUCAGGUUCUGGUCCCGUCCAGUUGGCCUUUAUGAGGGUCUACUGCGGUCCCAACUCAUCGUGCCUGGUCCGGGCCUCCAGCCUCGCCAGCGCCCACGUCGACCACACCACCAAGCCUGCCAUCAUCUUCCGCAUCGCCGCUCGCAACCAGAAGGGCUAUGGGCCGGCGACGCAGGUCCGGUGGUUACAAGAAACCAGUAAAGAUGCCAAACCAGCAGUGAAGAGACCAGCAGCUUCUCCUGAGUCUAAACCUGUCGGACCAAAGAAGUUCAGAACUGACCAAUAGGAGGAGUCUGCCACCUGCUGAGGACUGUUAUUGGGUACCAGUGUCUUUAAGCUCCACCCAGCAGCUGAUUACUGUGAGGAGGAGGCGGGGCUCUGAUAGCUUCCUGUCCCACAGGAAAUAAAAGGACUUGUAGGAGCUGUGUACAGUAUCGACCAAUGAGGAUGCGGUUCGUAUAGUGUUUUUGGUUGUCAUGGAUACAGCGAGGCAGAGGUGUCUACGGCAUUUCAGUUGGAGUUGUAGCUGUCUGGCAAACAUCAUUUUAAAGGUCAAAGGUCACACUGCCUUCAGGGGCCGCAGUUUAAACCAGAUCUGAUGUAAAUUAUUUUCUUUGUGUAGCUUUUUUUUUCUUAUAAACGUAAGAGAAGUUCUUUCUUCUGUGGUUUCUGUUUCUGCAGUGGUUGACGUGUUUGUCGCCUGCU
Molecule: messenger RNA, 5605 nt
Organism: Toxotes jaculatrix (banded archerfish)
Lineage: Eukaryota; Metazoa; Chordata; Actinopteri; Toxotidae
Gene: hcfc1b
Product: host cell factor C1b
Exons: 29
Coding region: 627-5186 (1519 amino acids)
Biological process (GO): chromatin remodeling; regulation of DNA-templated transcription
Cellular component (GO): histone methyltransferase complex
Molecular function (GO): transcription coactivator activity; protein binding
Source: RefSeq, a predicted model, not a curated record